Messenger RNA from Ictalurus furcatus (blue catfish), 4475 nucleotides. It is a transcript of the gene dhx58, whose product is annotated as DEXH (Asp-Glu-X-His) box polypeptide 58. The transcript has 12 exons. The record is from RefSeq and is a predicted model, not a curated record. Gene Ontology annotation, biological process: positive regulation of interferon-beta production; innate immune response; response to virus. Gene Ontology annotation, molecular function: single-stranded RNA binding; ATP binding; double-stranded RNA binding. Bases 656 to 2689 code for a protein of 677 amino acids. Gene Ontology annotation, cellular component: cytoplasm. Lineage: Eukaryota; Metazoa; Chordata; Actinopteri; Siluriformes; Ictaluridae.
GUGUUUUGUUUUCAUUUCGUUUCAGCUGCUUGACACAGUUCGUGGAAUCCCUUCAGUUUCCGUUUCCUUACUGUCACUUGACUGCAUGAAGGGCUCCUCAAGGGCAUCUCCGACAUCCUGUUGGGCCUUUAUGUAGUAGUGUUGUUUUUGUUUUUUGUUUUUUUUAAUCAUCCCUGUGUGAAACAUUUCUGGGCUCUGCUUCAUUUCAUCUUCUUUCUUUAGUGAUCUGUGUUUGUGUGUAGACGUUUUUCUGAAAGAUUGAAGAAUCUAGAAGAAAACCAAGCACUGCUCUUCUUCUAGUGUAGCAGGUUGCAUUUACUCACAGCUUUUCUUCUUACUCCUGAAUGGUAAGCAAACACAGUAAAAGUACGUUAUAGUAAAAAAAAAAAAACAGUAUAUUGCUGUCAUACUGUUGCUGCCACUACACACACACACACACACACACACACAAACUGCAUGUCAUUGUUAUUUGUCUCACUGACUGCUGUACAUCAUCUACCCCCCUAAUCUGGGCCCUUCCUUUACACUCCCUCUCUUAUCAGUUUCGUUUCUUCCAUAGACUGACAGGCUGACCUAGUGGUUCAUUUAAAGAGCUGAACAGAUGAUUCCUCUUCACAACACAACACGGUUCGUCCACUGAUAGCUCUGCAAAAAGAUGGCGAUAUCACUGAGGCCAUACCAGCAGGAGGUGGUUCAGGUGGCUCUGCGUGGGGAGAACAGCAUCAUCUGGCUGCCCACAGGUGGAGGAAAGACUCGCGCUGCUGUCUACGUGGCCAAGAGGCACCUAGAGACUCACCCCAAUGGCAAAGUGGCCGUUCUCGUCAACAAGGUGCACCUGGUGGAUCAGCACUUUCAGAAAGAGUUCCGGCCGCACCUGGGUAGCUCGGUGAAGAUGGUGCCAAUCAGCGGGGACAGUAACGAGAAGGACUUUUUCGGCUGUGUGGUCAGGGACUCGAGCUUGGUCAUCUGCACAGCUCAGAUCUUGGAGAACGCCUUAAUAAACACAGAGGAGAGCAAGCAUGUGGAGCUCACAGACUUCACGCUGCUGAUCAUCGACGAGUGCCAUCACACUCAUAAAGAAGGGGUGUAUAAUAAAAUCAUGGCACGUUAUGUGAGAAAGAAGAUUGAAAGGGUGAAGGGUCUGCCUCAGAUCCUGGGCCUUACAGCCUCACCGGGUACCGGAGGAGCCAAAUCACUGGAGGGUGCCAUCGCACAUGUACUGGAGAUCUGUGCAAACCUGGACUCUGUUAUCGUGUCGACUAAAAAUUAUGAGGCCGAGCUUAAAGAAGCCGUCCCCAGACCCAUGAAGAACUAUGACAUUGUGGAUGAGCGGUACUGGGACCCGUUCGGUGAUCAUCUGAAGAUGAUGAUGAAGCUGAUUCACGAGUUCAUGAUGUUAGACAGAAAGUUCACUCUGCGGGAGAUGGGCACUCAGGAGUAUGAAGCUGAUGUGGUGGAGCUGGAAAAGAAAGGAGUACAGGAGCAGAACAGGUUGUUGGCACGGUGUGCUCUCCACCUGCGGAAAUUUAACGACGCUCUGCUCAUUAACGACACUGUGCGCAUGGUGGACGCUCUGAGGCUUCUGGAGGAGUUCUACACCACAGAGACAAGAAAUGUGCUGGACAUCACUGAUGAGUUCCUCACAGGUCUCUUUAAUGAGAACAAAGUCGAGCUGUUGCAGCUUGCUUCCGAAGCAUCAAACGAGAAUCCCAAACUGAAACGGCUGCAGCGCACCCUGGUGGACCAAUUCAAAGACGAGAACUCUCGCGGUAUCAUUUUUGCCAAAACCCGUGAGAUUACACGCUGCCUGUACGACUGGGUGCGUACAAACCCAGAGCUGCGCCGCGCUAACAUCCGCGCUGCUAAUCUGGUCGGAGCAGGAACUGGAGCCACCCACAUGACACAGAGGGAGCAAAAAGACACCAUUAAAACGUUCCGAGAAGGAGCACUCAACCUCCUCAUCUCUACCAGCGUGGCCGAGGAAGGCCUCGACAUCCCAGAAUGCAACGUGGUGAUCCGCUACGGUCUCCUGACUAAUGAGAUUGCACAGCAACAGGCCAGCGGGCGGGCCAGAGCCAAGAACAGCGUCUAUUCAGUGGUGGCAAAAGCAGGUGGGCGGGAGAUGCGCAAGGAGAAGACCAACGAAUAUCUGGAGGAGUUAACUAGUAAGGCGAUCGCUCACGUGCAGAGCAUGGAGCCCAGGAGGUUUCGCCAGAAGAUCUUCGAGCUGCAACAUGAGGCUGUGACGGCGCGCCUCCUGAUGGCCAAUCAGAGGGAGAGGAGGAGGCUCCGGUAUGACGCGGCCGAGGUGGAGUUCAACUGCCGGGGCUGCUUCACAGCCGUCGCCCGUGGAGACGACAUGAGACUUGUGAACGACACGCAACACAUCAACAUCAACCCUGAUUUUGAGAGGUUCUAUAAGGUUGGAGGGCAAGUUUAUCUGGAACGGACAUUUGAAGAUUGGGAGCCAGGUCGUACCAUUAGCUGCGUUGCAUGUGGACAGAACUGGGGGAUGGAGGUGAAGUUAAAGAAUUUGGUGUUGCCAUGUCUAAAUAUAAAGGGCUUUUCGAUGAAGACUCGUCAAAGUAGCCGCACAGCCAAACAGUGGAAGGACAUUGAGUUCCUGGUAGAGGAGUUUGACUUUGUUCAGUACGUGAAAAACCGCUACCCUGACCUCGAACAGGACUGAGCGUCUCUGUUCGUCCAGCCGUCAUAGGAACUAUGAGGAAGUCCUGAACACACUCCACCUCAAUUUGUCUUCAUUUUGGCCACCAGGUGUCGCUGUAGCGCAACAUUUCGUUCUCAUUUUUCACAUUCGCAGUACGUGUUUGCGUCUCAAACCACAUCCUCCUGCACCAAGUAGUUCGCAUAUUAUAACCGUCAAGAUAUUUAGUGUAGUAGCAAGCGCUUCGUGACGCAGCUAGAGUCUCUGGGGAGUGAAUAUGCUAAUGCGCUUGAAGCUUGAUUGCCUGAUUAAUUCUAAUUCAUGCUGAUAAAUGUGCAUUCAAACGCUUGACACCUUGAACAGCUCAUGGUUUUUGCGACUUUCACGAAGACUCGCACUGGCUAGUCCAGAAUGACCUUUGACCCUUGCACUUUUGAAAGAGGCUGCUAUGGACCUCUUUGUGAACUUUGUCUAUUUUCUAUUUAUAUAUGAAAUGAUUUGGAGUUGGGACGAGCAUGCCACUGACGAGCCGUGUAGACAAUCCAAACAGGGUAUCAUAUAUAGUCCGCCUGACACAGCUUCCACUCAGUCCCUGGGUGUCACACCAGGAGACGGGGGAGCUGGGGUUCACGAGGACUCUCCCAUAGCUUGGAAACAAUACACACAAUAACCCAACAACAAUAUCAAUAUAACACUCCUAGGUAAACCACAUAUUUGCGAGCUCACGUAAAGUACUACUACUUAUCAACACUUAUUUAGGCAUUAUUUAGGCAGGCAUGACGUUACAGAGGACCAUAGACCAGAGUGCAGAUUAUCGACAGACAGAUAAUCACUCAAUUAUACCACAACGGUUCGGGAUGCACCAGGGAAGAAAGAAAAACACUUACCCUGAUCUGGAGUAUCCCACUUCUGACACCAGAUUGUUAGAGAAACAGGAAUCUCAGGUUAUGUCUUUCAGCCGUCCUCCGUCAGCCUUUAAUUCUCUUAACCCUUAGUUCUGUACUAUGAGUGAAGUGUGGUUGACCGCAGAGCCUUCAGGCCUGGAGAGUCUGAACGAACACACACUGACAUAUGCUGUUCACAGAGACAUCCGAGUUUAUUUGUGCAGAACAGGAGUAUUUAUACACAUAGAUAAGCAGCAGUGCGUGGGCGGUUUCUACUUGUCCAGGGCGCUAGACGGGUUCAGACAGUUGCACCAAGCACACAGACAUACCAAAAAUGAGUCUCUCAAGGUAUAGAAAAUACGUGUCAGCUAUAAUUAAGGAUGGCAGUUGAUCAGCUUAUAAGAAGAGGUAAUUAAGUGAAUACAUUCAUCAUAGGUAUUGACAGCACAGAGACACACCUGUUUACAGUAAUUCCCCUAGGCUGUCUUAAUUGCAGUUCAUAAUAUAAGGGAGUACAUGACACAAGAAAAUCUCCUUCAAUGUGCUUUCACCAAGAAUUUGGUGUUGCCAUGUCUGAAUAUAAAGGGCUUUGCGAUGAAGACUCGUCAAAGUAGCCACACAGCCAUACAGUGGAAGGACCUUGAGUUCCUGAUAGAGGAGUUUGACUUUGUUCAGUACGUGAAAAACCGCUACCCUGACCUCGAACAGGACUGAGCGUCUCUAUAUUCGUCCAGCCGUCCUAGGACAGUGUCCCACUGUAAGUCCUGAACACACACCACCUUGCUUUGACCCUUGCAUUUUUGAAAGAGGCUGCUAUGGACCUCUUUGGGAACUUUGUCUAUUUUCUAUUUAUAUACGCAAACUUUUACGGUAACCAGUGUGUGUAUCAGAAUAAAGCAUUCCUGAUAACGAUUGUUAGUGGGGGU